AGAGUGCCCUCGUAUGAAAAAAGAAGUAAUGUUCAUUGAUGGCAGCGAUGGAUGGAUCAUGUCUGGCAUAAGGGCCCGAUCUUUGUGUCAUCUAUAAAACAUAGUUUCAAACUGAAUGAAAUCAUCUUUGGCCAAUGAUGCCAGUGCCUUCUUGGUAACAUCUGAUUGGAUCUCCACUAAUAUGUUCGUUACUUUUGAGAGGAUCGUCAAGAUGCUAGAGAUGAAAGAGCUGGUUAUUGCUGCCAUCUGCGAGUGGAAGAAGGAUGAGGAUAACUAAGAUAUAGUCAGAGAGAUAAUACGGUGAGAGUUAGAUAGACGUAGAGAAUAGUUUGUGUAACACCCCACGUACCUUUAGUGAAUAAUUUAAAAAUUAGUGCCUUUUAGUUUAUAGUUUUAAGGAUUAAAUUGAUUGGAUUUAAAGUUUGGGGGUUUUAAGCAAAACUUAGCAGAAGUUGAAUGACCAUAACUCAAUUAUCCCAAUUUCACUUAUUGUCCCAACCAAGUUUUUUUUCUUGGUCAGUGGAAGCUUGGAUAAGCCUCCAGAAAGCUCCCAAAAGCCCCAUUUUGUUUUCCUAUGCCUUCCUCUUCCACCUACAUCCUUUUCUUCCUCCUUUCUCCAACCAAGGUUAAGGUGCUUUUGUUAGAUCAGUAGAUUGAGGUAGCAGCCUUUUGGUUUAGGAGCUUUUGGCACGUGACUCGCAUGCUCGUUGUAUGUACCAGCUAGGGCCUCGUGUUUUCGAUAAGGAGGCAGAUCAAUGUCUUACCAAAACCACGACUCAGCUUUUGUUUUUUGAAAAGUUUUGAAGAAGAAUUUGUCUCAUAUAAUUUUUGUGUAAAUUAUCUUUAUGUAUAAAUCUUUGAAUUAAUU
Molecule: messenger RNA, 868 nt
Organism: Rubroshorea leprosula
Lineage: Eukaryota; Viridiplantae; Streptophyta; Magnoliopsida; Malvales; Dipterocarpaceae
Source: the annotation of a GenBank genome assembly